Messenger RNA from Cygnus olor (mute swan), 2971 nucleotides. RefSeq lists its product as uncharacterized. Lineage: Eukaryota; Metazoa; Chordata; Aves; Anseriformes; Anatidae. The coding region runs from base 624 to 2183 and encodes 519 amino acids. The record is from RefSeq and is a predicted model, not a curated record. Gene Ontology annotation, molecular function: protein binding. The transcript has 8 exons.
GCAUCAGCCUGGUGCUUGUCCUGCUCCCUGGGGUCCUGCUGUUCAGAGGGUGUUCUCUGGGUGCCAACCAGCAGCAUCUGCACUGGGUGAUGCUCGAAGGCUUAAAACCCAGGGAGGCGCUGAUUUGGGGAACAGCUUGCAGAGGGCACUGCUGAGCCAGCUGAGAGCCUGGUGGAGCCUGCAGCAAGGUAACUGAGUCAAGGAGGAAGGAAGAGAGAAGAAACCUGACCCAGGGGUAAAAAAAAAACACGAACCACCAAAGCAACAUCACGUGUUGUGCCGUGGGACGUCUCCGUCAGCCUCCAAGUGCAGCUGGGUUGGGCACGGAGGACGCAACUGGUAGCCUGUCCCUGCGACCAGGUGGCCAAAACGGUGGGCAAACGUCUGGAGGUAUUUCCAGAGGAAGCUCAGAGCAUCUCAUAGGCUAACGUGGGGUUUUGGAGCUGGACUGACCUGGGCUUGGACUCCAAAGCUGUUUGCUGCAAGGCGUUCCCACCACAGCAGGGCACAAAUGGGCAGCUGCAUGGCCGAAGGUUCUGGCUGCCCGUCGUGGCCAUGGGUGGCCAAAGUGCUCGAGCACGCGGUGGGAUGCAGCGUGGCAAUGUAGAGCAGAUGGACACGGGAUGAGCCCUGUGCUGAGCCUGCUGCUGUCCCUGGCUGGCUGCACCCUGCUUCAGGGCGUGCCGUUCCCACCCCAGGACGUGAGGCUGGAGGCCCAAAACUUCCACGUGCAGCUGCGGUGGGAGCCGGACCCGCGCACCCCUGGCGAGGCCGCGUACCAGGUGGAGUGGAAGAGGCGAACCUCCAACUGGACCAGGGCAGAUGCCUCCUGGGGGAACCACACCGGCUCGCCCUGGGUGUGCCAGCUGUAUUUCGACGAGAUCUACGAUAUCUACUGGGCGAGAGUGAGAGCCACGGAGAACGGCAAGCUGUCCCUGUGGGUCUAUUCCAGUGAGCUGCAGCCGUACAGAGACACAAUUGUGGGCCCCCCCAAGUUGUCCUGGCUGUUCCAGGGCCACAUCCUCAGCAUCAACGUCACUGCGCCGCUCACUCCGUUCAGAGGCAAGAAGGGCUCCUACAAGCCAGUCAACAAAGUGCUGCUGAAGCUGUGGUACUGGCUGCACCUCUACGACGGGGAUGUGCUCACCCAGCAAGUGCCCUGCAGGCGGAGCGUGAGGGGAGCACCGUGCACCUUCAGGCACCUGAAGCCGAGCACUCGGUACUGCGUCCGCACGGUGGCAGUGGGCAUGGCCCCCGAGCGGAGCCGGGAGGCUGAGCAAUGCCUGGUGACCCCGGCAGCUCCUGCAGGCUUCCCCUGGGUCCUCCUCGCCACGCUGAAUGCCACCUUCCUGCUGCUGAGCGUGGCCGGACUCUGCCUGGUCCAUCUGUACAUCUUCCCGAAGCCCUCGGAGAUGCGCCUCCCAAAAACACUCGCCCCUCUGGACGGGAGCAGCGGGGUGCCCACCCUCGCGCUGCAGGAGGACGCGCUCGCCCUGCUGCUGCCAGCUGGCAAGGAGCCGGCAGCGCCUGGAGCCCCGCUGCAGCCCAGGGCGAGGCGUCCCCAGGAGACGAGUGGUUACUGCCCCAACGGGUUUGGGACGGACCGCCCCGAGGAAUGGGACGCAUCCUGCACCCACAGCCAGCCCGGGCAGGCGCUGGGCACCUGGGCAUCGUUGCGGCUGGUGGAGGAGGAGGAGGAACAUGACGGGGAUGCUGCGACAGCUUCCACUGACAGCAGCACAGGAGAUGGGGACUAUGGGACAUCCGAGACGUGGCUCCCCCUGCACCUCCAGCUUUAUUCCAAGUGCCCGUGGCCAGCUCCAGGAGCGGGUGUCAGCCUUCCUCCCUCCCCGCAAACCAUCAGCUUCAGCCCCAGGGAGCUGCGGGAGAGCGAGGCAGGGUGCUGGGUACCGCUCAGCUCUGUGAAGCUGCCGGCCAGAAGGGAGGAGGACGAGGGGCAGCUCCACUGUGCUGUCCACCCCCCGAGGACCGAGCUUCAGCUGGGUGACAGUGCCACGCAGCAGGGUGACACGGGGCGGGCAGCACCAGACUGCCCCUGCCCGGUGCCCCCAGUGCCUCUCGGCACGUCCCACAUGGGCACGCUCCGUGGACGGGUGGCAGCAACAUCUUCAGAGCAUCCCUCUGUGGUUUUGGGUGCUUCUGAGGCAAAAUGUGAGGAAUAGGUGCCACAGCUGAACCCCCCCCAUGCCUUUAUCCAUUUAUCCAUCUACAGAAGUGUGUGUGUGUACUAAUGCAUCUCUCUGUAUACACACGCACAAACAUCUCUUUCAUUAGAGGAGAUUUUUUUUAAUCUUGUCUGGAUAGACUGAUUGCGCCCGGUUAUUUUUAAAUAACACUAAUUUAUUAUGGGAGCUCUCUUCCGCGCUUAUUACCUCUGUGCCACAGAGCGAGUGCUGCCAGUCCUGGGGAAGCUGCUGGGAAAACCUGGGGCUUCCCUGGGGGGAAUCGCACCUGUGGCUGCUCUGUGCCUUGCUGCAGCAUGGGAAAAAAGCCGGUUCUUCAGCAGGAUGGCUUUAUUAUCCCUCCUAUCCAGGCUCCUGGACCCAUGAGGUUCAGUCUGGAUUUGGGAAUGGGGGCUCUGCUCCAUCCCCACCGGGGCAGGAGGGCUGCUGCAGUGCCCCGUGCUGGGGAGCAAAAGGCCAAGGGGGAGCAUCUGGCUCUGGUGGCAUCUGGGGGCUUUUUCUUCUGCCGUGUCAUGGCCAGCGCUGCUCCCUGGGCUGGGAGCGAAGGGAAUGCGGUGGGGGACCUAUUGCUCCAUCGCUUGUCAAUGCAGCAUUGGCCAAAGGUCCCAGCGGUGGCAUGAGGGGCUGCCCCUCUCUGGGGCUGUCCCCAGAAGGGUGCCCUGGGGUCAGCUGGGAUUUUUGUCUGUCCCUGGGGCAGGUGUGUUAGGUGGUGCCUCGCCAGGGCUCCUCUCGGGCUCAGCUGGAACAAGACAGUCUGAUUUUCCUUC